GCCAACCAAAAGCUCUUCUCCAGCUUCAACUCCAACAUCCAAACCACCAGCAUAACCAACCAAUUCACCUCAACUCACCAAAUAACCAAAAAACACAACCAACCAAACCUCAAAAUCACCAACGUCUAAAGCAACCCGCAAACAAUAACAAAAUGUCAACCCCUCAACCAGACCCCCAAUCGCAAAUCCAAAAAGAACAAGAACAAGAGCAUGAACAACAACAUCAAACCCCCAAACCCCGCCUCCCAGUCCGAACCCAUCACUGCCGCUUCUGCAACCACCUCCUCCUAGCCUCAACUCGCGACAUUCCUUCCCUCCCCCGCCGCAAAGACCCUGCCAAAGACAACGCCAUCAUCCUCCCCCUGCCCGCAACGACCGCCUCUCACCACAACGAUGAAUCAGACGAUGAGACCGAGGCUGGUCCCGUAACGGGCUCGGGAGCUACAUCCACAACUAAGCUGCAAAAACAUUACACUAUUCUUCUUUCGACGACGGUUCCGGAUCGCAAGGCGACGCUUGUUAGGCGGGAGGACGGGUUCGAGAAGAGGGUUUUUCUGCGCUGUGGACGGUGUCGGGUUGUUGUUGGGUAUUUUUUGGGGAGGGUGCAUUUUCCUGAGACUGAUGAGGAGGAUAGGGAUGGGGAUGGAGAUAGGGAGAGGGGGGAGAAGGUCGUUUAUUUGCUUCCGGGGGCUUUGGUUGAGACUGAGCGGAUGGGGGAUGAGGAUGUGUUGAAGGGGGGUGAUGCUGAGUGGAGGACGUGGAGUGCUGAGGUUUAGAUUAUUUUGUUGAAGGAGGUGUGGUUGUUUGUUUGCUUGUAUGUAUGUAUAUUAUGCUAACGGAGUUUUUUCUUUGGAGGGGGGUGUUAUAUAAACGCUGUACGAAGCUGGGCUUGGUUGAUAUUACUGUUACUGGUUUUAUAUGGGAUAUCUGAAUGUUUGAUGCGAGGUACAGUAUAUCUGAACAUAUUCAACUGCAUUUC
Aspergillus alliaceus is the source of this 979-nucleotide messenger RNA. RefSeq lists its product as uncharacterized. The transcript has a single exon. Bases 153 to 776 code for a protein of 207 amino acids. Lineage: Eukaryota; Fungi; Ascomycota; Eurotiomycetes; Eurotiales; Aspergillaceae. The record is from RefSeq and is a predicted model, not a curated record.